AAGAAGAAAAUAGCAUCUUGGUUGCUAACAGUAAACAUACAAGUGCAGCGUGUCUUCUAGACGUAAAGAAUUGGGUAGUGGCUAAGUAAUGUCAAAAUGAAAGGUUAUUUACCUUAAACAACCGCUUCCUUUUAAUAAUUGUGUAAUUCUGCAGUUAAAGAGUUUAAAACGGAUGUUUUUCAAGCAGUUGUCUAGCUAUCGUUAGCUAAUACCAGGACUGUGGGCGAAUUGAGUAAACAAUUGAGUUGUUACGUUAUAACUGCGAUUUAUCGACGGCAUGAAGAGAUCAGUUACUUUAAGAUGAGGUUGCGUAAAUAUGUCGGAGGGGUGAUAAUCAACCCCUGUUUCGGGCAUUAUCACCAUGGCUGCUUUGGGCUUUACUCCUGCAAGAGAGCAGGACGUUUGGAUAGAGGACACUGAGAAAACAUCCCUUCUUCCAAACGCGAUAAGUGGGGCUGAGGCCAGGUCGUUUUACGAAAGUCUGGUUAAGGAUACUGAAGGUGGCGGAGUAAGGCAGAGCACACUAAAAACUAAACAUCGGAGAAGCAAUGGUAGACGUCAUGUAGACCGAACAGUAGAAAAUAAUAGCAGUCGAGGUGAACACAGCAACGCCAGGACACGAAGACGGAGUCCACAUGGACGACCAGAAAGACCCCAAAGUGGCAAUAGAGCACAGCCCUCCAGGCAGACGCCCCCCACUGAGCUCCACGGCCUCAAACUGCUGCGGUGUGCCCAAGAGGGUGACGUGUCAGGCCUCAAAGACUUGCUUUCACGUGGAGUGGACAUAAACUUUCAGGAUUCUUUCUUCUGGACCGCCAUGAUGUGUGCGAGCUCGGCCGGCCAGCGGGCAGCUGUGAGGCUUCUGCUGGGCCGGGGAGCAGCAUGGGUCGGGGUGGUAGACACGCGCGGCAGAGAUGCCAGAGAACUGGCACACGAAGCGGGUCACCAAGGGGUUGUGGAGGAGCUGGACGGCUUUGAAACAAACACACCGCAAGUCACACAGCCAGUCACACAGCCAGUCACACAAGCUGACAGGAGAUACCCAGUGCGCCAGUGGUGUGAGAUGUGUGGGAGCCACUUCAGCGGCCACGCCUCUUCCCAUCUCUCCUCCACCCUGCACCAGUUCAGCCUGCACCAUCAGCCCCCCACCCCCCAGUACUGCCUCCCCGCCUCCAGCGCCAGCUAUAAGAUGAUGGUCCGCUACGGCUGGGACCCUCGGACGGGGCUGGGCCCGGAUGGGGGCGGGCCCAAGCAGCCUGUGUCUACUGUGCUCAAGAGAGACCACAAGGGCCUGGGCUUUGGACCCAUGAAAAAAGCCCGGGUCACUCACUUCCCCGCAAAGGACCCCCAGGCGGUCAAACUUCCCAAGGCCGUAGAGAGGGAGGGCGGAGGAGACAAGGGGAAGAGGAAAGAGGAGGGCUUGAGGAGGCAGGAGAUUGAUAGGACCUGGGAGAGAGAUUUCCGCUCCUCAUUCAAUUCUUGUGACUAACAGUAACCCCAAGGGUUUAAUCAUCAAAUUUUUUAUGAUGUGCUAUUUUGUAUUCUUUUGAUAACCCUUAGAUAUGAAUGGGUAAUACCUUCAUAUCACUUCACAGGUUAAAUGAAGAUCAAGCAAGUUCAAAUGGAUUUAUAUGUAUUUUUUGUGCACCCUCCGGACUACUGCAACAUUUGGUCACGUUUUGAACCAAAAUAUGUGUGAUAAGGAGAUGUGUUAAUUUGUGUUGCAUUUACAAAUCGAACAUGCAAUGGGUAUAAUCCUCAGGGAGAUGAACCAUGACUUAUUAUUAUAACAUGCUUAAAGGAAACGCCAAUAAACAUGUAUAAUAUGAAAGCCACUGUUUAAUGCUAGAGACCUCUGUUUACUUAUUAGAGGGGUGUGUGGCUUACCCAGGUCUGUGUUAUCUUCAUGAUUGCUUCAUUAGGUAAAAAGGUGUUUUUCUCAAUCUUAUCGAAAAGUUGCGCUAUACAAAGUCCUGUCCACGGGAAGCAAUAACAAACACACCCUUAGAGAGAAGGUCGAAAGCUCGUUUUUGUUUUAUGACAUUGUGAAUAUAGGGGAGAAGAGAUGUAUGAGGCAAACUAGGCAUGUGUCCAACAUCUCUAGGUUUGCAAUUUCAAAUAAUCAUGGUUAUUUUUUUACUUUCUUGUAGACAUCCAGGAACGUUUUUUGUGUUUAAAAAAUAAUAUGCACUGGAUAAUCAUGAAUAUUCAUUCAUUUGGGUUCUGUCUGGAUUUUACUGCUACUAGUUAUACCCAUGGAGGGUUUCUUUGACCUUGUUAAAGGAAUCCAAUAAGGGUGUGUGUAGUUUACGAUUACAUAUACUCCUAAAAUGAUAAAUGCAACAAAGCAAUUAUUCACAACAAUCAAAACAACUUAGUUGAACAAUUACAAUGAUUUGGAUUUACAAAACAAUGCAAUUUUGAUAAUCGUUAGGAAUUAAGAGUACAAUUUUGCUAUUAUUUUUAUUAAUUUUUUUAAUUCUAUCUUGUAGCUGCUCAUUUUCAGCUACAGGGAUCUUAUUAGGUACCACAGUGGAUCUGUUCAUACCUAUUGUUCUUGUACGGUUUGGGUAUUAUUAUUCCUGAUUGGUUGCGUCUAUCUCAGGGGUGGACAUAAGAAGGCCUCUAAAAAAGUUUGGUACAGACAUUCCCGUAGGGGGCGCUACCAUUCCUAGUCAAAUAACUUAAGUUAAUCUUAGGGAAAUGCCUUAUUUUGCAUGCUGAAGCUUAUUGAACUGGUAAAAAAUACCUAGAAUUGAUAUUGAUUGUGUAAAAAUCACCAAUUUAUAUGGAAAUCUAAAAAUUAACGCAUGUGUGACCAUUUUGUGUCGAUAGCUCAGCAUUGGUAUUAAAGUGACUUUCACAUUGCGUGACAGUCCGUGCAUUCCUAGAUAAAGUUGUUAUUUCUGAUACAAUAGAUGAAACAUUACAAAUGCCACACUGCUUUUCAAUUAAUGUACGCAACCAAGUUAAUUGAAAUUGGCAUAAAUUACCCAAUGUCCAAAUAUAAUUGCGUAUAUUUUUUUAAUACACUUUU
Molecule: messenger RNA, 3037 nt
Organism: Gadus chalcogrammus (walleye pollock)
Lineage: Eukaryota; Metazoa; Chordata; Actinopteri; Gadiformes; Gadidae
Gene: gpank1
Product: G patch domain and ankyrin repeats 1
Exons: 4
Coding region: 362-1489 (375 amino acids)
Molecular function (GO): nucleic acid binding; protein binding
Source: RefSeq, a predicted model, not a curated record